AUGGCACGCUACCUCACACCGGCCAAGAUUGGCCUCCUAGCUCUGAUUGAGCUUUACGCCGAAGAAGCGGUCCCCAAUGACGCGAUAAUUCCUGUCCUGAGCUUCCUCGCCUCCCACAUCCUCGACAGCGACCUGCAAAGCACGACGUCGACGUCUACGCCAGGCGCAGGCGCAGCAGCAAACCGGUGGCAAAGAGCUGAGCGCAGCAUCGGACUGGUUGUCUCCGUCAAAGAUUUUGAGAACCUUUUGCUUCCCUUUCCGGCGGUAGACCGACUGCCCGGCCGCCGUCUGUGGGACAGGUUUCUGGAGAAGCUGUGGGGCAUCGAUUCUCUCGAUGCAUUGCAAGAGUUCUUUUCCCUUCGGCCACGAGUGUUGGCACGAACCAGAGAAGAGUUGCGCCGGAUGGCAGAGGCCAGAGAGGAACCCCCGUCGGGGAUACUCUUGGCUCGGAAUUCGCCCCUGGGGGCUUUCGUGAGGAAGGCCGUGUUGGAGUUCACGAGGUUGCAGUUCCACCACUCGGCGGAACUGUGGAAGGCGUUCGUCAAGUACCGCCAGCCUACGGUUGCUUACUGGAGGAGACGUAAUCCGCAGUGCGGGAGACUCAGUUUCGACUCGGUGUUGAUGGAGGGCCAGCAUGAAUGGGGGCCGUUCACGGAUGGAAUCGCUGUGACGGCGUACGGUGGUAUGCUCAUGGGCCAAGAAGACGACGCGCUACCGGUCAGCACGGAUGACGUUGAGAGUCUCCUUGAGUUCCAGAUUGAUCAGAUACAGAAGUAUGGUGCAAGAGUACCUGCGGAGAUCAAGGCGAAAUUCCACGCCAUGCUGAGAGACAGCCACGUUGUUCCCAGUCUGUCCCAUUAUUUAAACUUCUCGGAUGCUUGGAGAUCCGGUGACUAUCCAUCGGCGUUCGACUACCUCCACAGAUACUUCGACUACACCAUGCAAAACCGCGACCGUCUUUUCUACCACUACGCUCUCAUGAACUUGGCAAUCGUACAGUCAGACUUUGGCUGCCACAAGGAGGCGAUGGCAACCAUGCUCGAGACCAUCUCCACCGCCCGAGAGAACAAGGACAACACCUGCCUCAACUUUUGUCUGAACUGGUUCUAUCACUUCGGCCGAGCACACCCGGAUCUCGUCCAAGAUCUCGAGGCCAACAGCAUGAUCGGAAGCGGCAAGGAAGCCCUCGCCUUCCUCCGAGCGAAGGCCAAAGAAACCGGCAUGCUCGUCCUCCGGAGUUCCGCUCUUCUCAGCGAAGCCAAGCUCAACAUGGCCAACGGCGAAAGCAUAGCCGGCGCCAUGGAACACCUCGUGCGCAGCUCACAAAUCAUCGUCGAACGCAACAUGAAGUCCCUCUUCGGCUCGCAACUAUCCGUCACCACAUCGCUCUGGGACCGCCUCGGCAUCUCCUACCUCUCCAGCAUGACCAGCGAGGUCUUUCUGCGCGUGCACGCCCCCAGCGCCUGCUUCGACGACGAGCUCAAGAUGGUCUGCCGGCUAGCCGGCACCCUCGCCGGCAAAGGCAAGUACGACGAAGCCUUCGCCAAGCUCGAGGAUGGCAUCGACAAGAACGCGCUCCGCGCCGCCAAACCGAACCAGUACUGGCACCUCUACCGCGGGCUCGUCAAGCUGCGGCGCGACCUGCACCGCAACGACCUCGACACCGCUGAGACGCUGCUUGCGCAGCUGCUGCAGGUCGGCUCCGAGGAGCUUGAUCCGGACGUGGUGUUCAUCAUCGACUCGCUGCACAUCGAGGCGUUGAUACGACGGAAAGAUUUUGAUGCCGCGUACGAGAAGAUCGAGCGGCUGGUCGCCAAGUUCCGCGAUGACCAUCGAGAUCUCUCGCUGCGUAUUCGGCUGCUGUUGGUAAAAGCACACUUGUUUGAUGCCAUGGGCAUGCCGGAGCGGGCGUUCUCGAUCACCAUGCGUGCGGCUAGUCUGGCGUGGCGGGCACGGCUGCUUACACUCCUGUGGCAGGCUGUGGGCGCUCUGGCAAAUAUUCUGAACGCGAUGGGUGAGUUCCCCGCUGCUGUACAGCUCGUGGAAGCUGUGCUGCCGAGAUCGAUGGAGUCGGAGAAUGCCUUCAACACAGGCAUGCUGUACAGUAUCCUAGCGGACGCCAGGAUGGGGCAGGCUGGAAAAGCUGGAAAGGCUGGGCGGGCGGCGGCGACGACAACGACAAAGGGCGAAGUAUCAGGACUGGCAGCGUCAAGCGUGACGAAUAACAACAAAAGAGACGUACUCUUUAAGAAGGCAGAUGAAGCGCUAGAGUGUGCAUACAAACACUUCUCUGCGGCGGAAGAUCUGGAGAAGCAGUGCGAGACGCUGGCGAAGAGGGCGACGCUGAUGAAGGUGCUGGGAAAUCAUGCUCGAGCGGAGGAGUUAGCAGCGCGGUAUAUGGGUUUGAGGAGGGAGAGCUCAUCGAGGGAUUAUUCUGGAUUGUGA
Molecule: messenger RNA, 2445 nt
Organism: Sordaria macrospora k-hell
Lineage: Eukaryota; Fungi; Ascomycota; Sordariomycetes; Sordariales; Sordariaceae
Biological process (GO): positive regulation of mitotic metaphase/anaphase transition; protein K11-linked ubiquitination; anaphase-promoting complex-dependent catabolic process
Cellular component (GO): anaphase-promoting complex
Molecular function (GO): protein binding
Source: RefSeq, a predicted model, not a curated record